AUGUUUACUCGUUUUUUCCUAUGCGUCUUCAGCCUCUCCGCGGUCAUCCAGCUCACGACAUGCAUUCCUACCGCCACCCGUCGCAGCAUCGGAGCAGGAGGAAAUCCUGACGGACAGCCGGCUCUCUUACGUCGGGGGGAUCUCGCCGGCCCAGAGAGUGCAUCGACGCAGCGGCUAGACCGCCGAACGCCCAGAAGAGGCUGUCAUAGCCACAAGUACUCGCGACGGUCAUUGAAGACGCGAGAACAUGGCGGAGACUCCGCUUCAGCUUCCUCAUCCGCUUCCUCUAGUUCUGACUCCAAAGAAUCCGACGACGAUGACGAUGAUUCCGAAGAGGAUGACGAUUCGGAGGACAAAGGCUACUCGCGGAAAUGCGGCGACUACGAUUCAUCGUCGAAGAAAGGCUCCGGUUUGCCUGGCCUGGAUGGUCUGCUCGGAGGCGGCGGCAAAGACGGCGGCGGGAGCAAAGACGAUGGCGGGCCGACUAGCAUGCUCUCGGGUGCCGGCAGUCCGUUGAAGAUGCUGGGCGGGGGGAAAGACGGCGGCGGGCCAACUAGCAUGCUCUCGGGUGCCGGUAGUCCUAUGAAGAUGUUGAGCGGCGGCGGCGAUGGGGGCGGGCCGACCAGCAUGCUCUCGGGUGCUGGAGGUCCAUUGAAGAUGCUCGGCGGCGGCGGCGGCGGCGGGCCGACUAGCAUGCUCUCAGGUGCGGGUAGCCCCAUGAAGAUGCUGGGAGGGGGAGGUGGUGGUGGUCUUCCAAUCGAUCUUCCGAUGAAAGGCCUCCCUGGCCUGGGUUAA
Messenger RNA from Puccinia triticina, 795 nucleotides. RefSeq lists its product as uncharacterized. The record is from RefSeq and is a predicted model, not a curated record. The coding region runs from base 1 to 795 and encodes 264 amino acids. The transcript has 3 exons. NCBI's taxonomy places the organism in Eukaryota, Fungi, Basidiomycota, Pucciniomycetes, Pucciniales, Pucciniaceae.